UCUAUAGUGCUAGUGCCUGACUAUCCCAGUGGCCUCCUGCGAUGGAGCGACUGCAUCGGUGCCCAAAGAGAAGGCAACCGAUGCCAUCCAUAAGGAAUUCCUGCAAGGUUUGCACCUCACCCACGUCGUAAAUUGCAGAGACGGGGGUUCAAAAGGUGCAGCUAUUCGGUGGAUGAGGAAUUGGUUGCAUGCUCGCGGCCCGAGGGCUGCGAUCAAGGCUCUACGCCCAGGUGGAGGCCGGACACAAGUGGUGUCCCCCAAGGUGCGUCUCGGGGCCACUGCUCUUCAACAUCCUUAACAGCAACACAGGUGAUGGGAUCCACUGCACCCUCAGCAAGUUUGCAGGCUUCACGCAUCAAGCUGAGCGCGGCAGCUGAUACGGCAGAAGGAAGGGAUGCCAUCCAAAGGGACUUUGACAAAUUCAAACCCACCUGGGCCCAUGUAAACCCAAGGACGUUCAACAAAGUCAAGUGCAAGGCGCUGUACUUGGGCGGGGACAACGCCAAGAUACGCAGACAGCAUGGGAGAACAACUCCUUGAGGGCAGCCCUGCCAAGAAGGAUGGAGGGGUCCUGGCAGACAAAAAACUUAACAUCAGCUAGCAGUUUGCACCUGCAGCCCCCAAGGCCGACCGCGUACUGGUCUGCAUCAAGAGGAGUGGCCAGCAGGGAGAGGGAGGCGACUGUCCCCCACCCCCGCUCUGCUCUGCCCUCGUGACACCCCAGCUGGAGUAAUGCCUCCAGGUCUGGGGCCCCAGCUCAGGAAAGCUGGCGAGAUUUUGGUGAGAGGCCAGCACAGGGCCACAGGGACAAUCAGAGGGCUGGAGCGCUUCUCCUGCAAAGACAAGCUGACGGAACUGUGCCUGUCCGGUCUGCAGAAGACAAAGCACCAGGGUGACCACGUUGCAGCCUGCCAGUACUUACAGGGACGUUAUAAACAGGAGGAAAAUCAACUUUUCACACGGGUAGAUAGCAAUAGGACACGGCUUUAAAAUAAAAGAGUUUAAGAUCAGAUGCCAGGGGGAGACGGACGUGAGGCACUGGCACACGAUGCCCAGAGGCAUUCUGGAUAUCCCCCAGUACCGGAGGUGUUCCAGGCCAGGCUGCAUGCAGCACUGGGAAGCUUGCUCUACGGCUGGAGUCUUGCGGUUGGCAACUGCGCCCUCGGCACUGAGUGGGAACAACGUGACCUCUGAGGCCCCUUCCAACCCAAGCCAUUCCGUGACACAAAGGGGGCCUACGGGACACCUGCAGUGGGAACCAUAAACGCGGACUGCAAUGGCAGGACAGGGGGCAACGGCUCGCAACUAAAAGAGAGGAGGUUCACAUUAGACGUUAGCAAGAGACUUUGUCCUCUGAGGGGCGGUGGGGCACAGGAAAAGGUCACCCACAGAAACUGAGGACGCCCCAACACCGGAAGCCUCUCACGUCAGGCUGGAGGGGGCGUUGGGCAACCCGCUCUAGUGGAAGGCGGCGCUGCCCACGGAAAGGGGGUUGCUUGGAAGCGGACGGCACUUGAGGUCCCUUUCCAAACCAAACCACCCUCUCAUUCUAUCAUCUCCUCAAGUCUCCUCAUCCUCAACACGUGCUUAAUAACUACAUCAGGGGGCUCGCCUCCAUAAGGCUUGUGGACUCCUCCUGGACACUCAGACAAACCUUUGGCCUCCGCAACGUCAGAUCCUUGCCUUACAACUAUCCGCCUGCUGGUCCAUUUCCUCCUUCUCACCGGAUGCCACACAAAGCAAGGAAAAGAAGAGACGACGGAGGAAGGAGACGCGGCGCCCGAGGAGCACCACAGCCGCAGUACCCGCUCGGAAGCAUCGCUUCCCUUUCUCAUUCCUCCUCAAGCACAAGCCUUUCCUACGUAUUCUCAGCAGCCUCCAACGCAGGCGGCGCUGCCUACUCCGACCACUACAACAGCCAACCCAGAGUUCCUCAUGCCGCCGGAAACUACCCAAGGUUCUUCCAACGCGCUUCACUUUGCAGUGCUUUCUAAGAAACAAGCACAGAAAGCAAGCCACGGGCAGCACACAUCUCAAGUCGAAAGACCAAGACCCAUUACGGCAUUAAGGCGUUACGUAAGAAAAGCAGAGUUGAACAGGAAGAGGGAUUUCACUGAAGGAUACACCAGAGCUCUCCCCGCAGGCCUAAGGGAAAGGAUGAAAACAGAUAUCUGCAGAACAGCUGACCCAGAAGAUUCCGCCCCACCACUUUCACAUCCCCCUUCCAACCCUUGCAGCCAGCCACCCAAAACACACCGCCGGACCAGGAUCUCCACCAACAGCCCCACGCACACCCAAGCCAUUUGCUCCCAGACCACAAAAACCAACAGCCAAAAGUGAAAGCCACAGACAAAAUCUCUCGGCAACAGGAAAGCGACGAAGGGAAAGAUGACACGCCACAUAAAGCCGGCACCGCGGCAGCACACAGACCACUGCCACCACCCAGCCCCACCAGGCGCCUGCCCACCACAACCAGAGUCCCACCAUGGCUGUGCCUGCAAGCCCACAGCACCCACGGGGCUACAGCAUCCUGCUGCUCACGCUCCUUAUGAAAGCUCUCGCCGCCGCCGCCGCCACCGCCUGCAACCACCUUCGCCCCCAGGAUGCCACCUUCUCUCGUGACAGCCUCCAGCUCCUCCGGGACAUGGCUCCCAGCCCACCCCAGCCGUGCCCACAGCACAGCGCGCCAUGCUCCUUCAACGACACCAUCCUGGACACCAGCAACGCCCGGCAAGCCGACAGAACCACCCACGACAUCCUCCAGCACCUCUUCAAAAUACUCAGCAGACCCAGCACUCCAGCCCACUGGGUCGACAGCCAACGCCAAAGCCUCCUCAACCAGAUCCAGCGGUACACCCAGCACCUCGAGCAGUGCUUGGCAGGCAGCGACACGCGCUCCCGCACACGAUGGCCUCGCAACCUUCACCUCACCAUCAACAAACACUUCAGCUGCCUCCACACCUUCCUCCACGACAACGAUUACAGCGCCUGCGCCUGGGACCACGUCUGCCUACGAGCUCGCACCUGGUUCCUGCACAUCCACGACCUCGUGGGCAACACGCGCACCUAGCCCCAAGCGCACCUCCCACCCUCUUCCUAGUUACCUAUUUAUUCAACUAUUUGUACAAACGGCUAUUUAUUCCUCUAUUUAUUCUUCUAUUUAUUCAGACAAAAUAAAGCUCUCCUUUCCAAAACUGCCUGCGACUGCCUCCUUUCGCUCAAUCACAGGAGCCCCUGGCGGGGGCAACCAACCCUGGGAUUCUCACACACCGCUCUGAAAACUCCGGUACCCGCUUACUUCUUCUGUAAACCUUGCAGGUCCAGGGAGAUCCACGAGGUCGCCGCAAAAAGCGGACAAAGCAGGGACACCUGCGGCAGCAGGACCGGCCCGCUUUGACUAACAAAGCCAAAGCAAGAAGCUGAUUAUCACUUUCAGCACAGCAGCUUGACGGCCACAGCGGUACCGCGGGGACGGGUAGAAGUAGCCCUACAGUUAACUCGAACCUUGAGUACGGUCAGCAAGAACGCAAAGGCGGCGUAUCACUGCAGUGCUUGACUCUUCACGCAAAUCCUGUCAAACAUCACCCCACACAGAGAAACCCACAAGCUUCAGCUUCUAAGGGGAAGCAGAGCAGACAAAGGUAGGGAGAAGGAAGGAGACAGCAGAGCUAAGAGACGGGAAGCUACAGUCAUCUUACUCCACCAUGACGGGGCACCUUCUUGGCAACCACUCCGCCUCACCUUGGGGUGGAGAACGCUGGCACAGCAUGGAUUUCAGUACCGCUGUGCCUUAGUUUCACAGGCUGGGACUAGAACCGUUUUCUUCAGAGCGCCUGAUACGAUGCGGUGUUUUGGUUCCAGGAGAAAAACAACGCUGCUAACACACCAACGCCUACUCUUGCUGCUAAGCGGCGCUGCACAGAGCCAAGGCCAUUCUCCGCAAAAGGCCCAAGGAGCUGAGGGGGAGCAGAAUUAGGACAGCUGACUCCAACUGGCCCAAAGGGGUAUUCCCUACCAUACGACAUCAAGCGGAAGGAGUUUUGAGGAGGGUGCCAGAUCAACUCGCUCGUCCUUCUGCUCCUCAACUGGUUGCAAAGCAGCUCUCCGUCCAACCAAAACAGUCACGGCUGUCAGGCAAAGUCCCCGGUGACUGCAAAAAGGGAAGCUUCACUCCCUGUUUUUAAAAGGGCAGGCAGGAAGACGCGGGGAGAUACUGGCCGGAGAGCCUUGCCUCUAGGCCUAGGAAGAUCACCGAGCAGAAGUGCCAGGAAAACAGAGGGACCAGCAGGUGAUCCGAGACU
Messenger RNA from Lagopus muta (rock ptarmigan), 4301 nucleotides. Its product is annotated as interferon-like. The record is from RefSeq and is a predicted model, not a curated record. The coding region runs from base 2486 to 3070 and encodes 194 amino acids. Gene Ontology annotation, cellular component: extracellular region. NCBI's taxonomy places the organism in Eukaryota, Metazoa, Chordata, Aves, Galliformes, Phasianidae. Gene Ontology annotation, molecular function: cytokine activity; type I interferon receptor binding. Gene Ontology annotation, biological process: T cell activation involved in immune response; B cell proliferation; cytokine-mediated signaling pathway. The transcript has a single exon.